Molecule: messenger RNA, 1378 nt
Organism: Radiomyces spectabilis
Lineage: Eukaryota; Fungi; Mucoromycota; Mucoromycetes; Mucorales; Radiomycetaceae
Exons: 2
Coding region: 118-1260 (380 amino acids)
Biological process (GO): protein transport
Cellular component (GO): cytoplasm
Source: RefSeq, a predicted model, not a curated record
UUUUUUUUAACUCGUUUUCCAUAUUUUUUCUUUUGGCGUGUGUGCGAAACGAUCUAACGAAACUUGUGUUGUCUGUGUGUCCCCUCUUCAUAUUAACCUGCCCCAUUAUUCCCUAAAAUGACGGUCAUGGAUACCUUCAAAGGGCAGAAACAUGCUCCCACCCUUUUUGAUAUUUGUUUUGCACCACAGUAUUACAAUCAUGCCCGAAAGAUCGAAUGUUAUCCCGGAUCGGUUUUUGAGGGCGAUGUCAAAAUAACCCUUGCCGAACCGUUGCCUGCGCAACACCUGAAACUCGUAUUCAAGGCAGUAGAAAGAGUCAACUACGAUGCCAUGGGAUGGGAAAAGAUCAAAAACGACGAUGGACGCUUGUUUGCUGUGCGCACUACUCUGUGGGGUUCUUCAGCAACGCGCGCCGCACCGUGGCCAGUUCUGGAAGCAGGAGAACAUCGAUUCCCUUUUGUGUGCGAAAUGCCUUUAAUCAAUUAUCCACCUUCGUUUGAUCAUUAUCUCAUUGCGACUACGUUUACGCUAAUUGCAUCGCUAGAACGACCAGGCGAAACGUCCUUCUACACCGCGCCAUUCAACGUCCAUUUUUACCCCAUUCUCGAAACCAGCCCGCAAAAGCCAUUGAGUGCUUUCCAAAAAGAGACACAGAUCACGGCCCGCAUACACGCUCGUCUCCGAUUACCGAGUGUUUCCUUCAACCUUCUUGAGACCAAGCAUAUACCCAUUGCCCUUACACUUCAGUCCACUCAAUCAUCACCGGAUAAAUAUGAAUUCCCGAUCUCCAAUAUUCGCCUUUAUUUGAAGAGAUACAUCACCAUUGUCCACAAAACAUUCUCUCGCACCGAAGCCUUGACCAUUACCCAUUUAGAGCAUCGUUUGUCGCAUAAUUCUGCUGUCGAUAUCAUGACCUCUCUCCCAAUACCAUAUUAUCAAGCGCCUACAACCACCUAUUCCAAUCGAUUCACUGUAGAAUAUAAACUUUGCGUUAGCGUGAAAAUACGGCACGGACCACUGGUGACCAGAAAAAAAAUCUUUGCUAUCCCCAUCACAUUUGGCACCUUGAUGCCGGGAGCUCAAUUACCACCCGAUUUGAUGUCAUACGCCGAAACGUGGGUGAUCGAAGAUACCUCGUUGCGUACCAAACCUAAAUUCCUGCGACACACGCCUAUGAACGAUCAACCUCAAUUGCCAGCCUACGAUUUAAUUCGGCCGCCAUCGUAUAAAACGGUGGCUUCCGACAUUCCUGUUUCUUGAUCUCUCUCACAUUAGCAUUUUUGAUCAUCUUUCCUCUGCAUAAUAGCAACAUUUAUUGUAGUAUUUAUUUUUUCAGAACCCCAAUAAAAAGGGUCAUCGUUAUCCAUGAUGCCAGCUG